Messenger RNA from Boleophthalmus pectinirostris (great blue-spotted mudskipper), 3707 nucleotides. RefSeq lists its product as uncharacterized. Bases 335 to 2815 code for a protein of 826 amino acids. NCBI's taxonomy places the organism in Eukaryota, Metazoa, Chordata, Actinopteri, Gobiiformes, Gobiidae. The transcript has 3 exons. The record is from RefSeq and is a predicted model, not a curated record.
GGCGUGCUCUUUGUUCUGCGCAUGCGUGCUGCUGUAGCCUGCACAGACCCGGGCACAAACCUAACAGUGUGGCACAAACUCGUCUCCUGCAACUUCUGAAUCUCUGAUGACAGAAAUGCCACGCAUAAAGAGGAGUCACAGAGGAGUUAAACCUCAACUAGGAGCAAAACGUAAAGAAUUAUGAUGACUUCAUUUUGAAUAAAAUCUGAGGCUGGAUCCUGGAAACUCAUCCCUCAACUUCAGAAAAAAUCAGUAAUUUGUCCUGACAUAAAAUGGGAAUAACUUUGGACUUUUGAAUAUUUAUUAUAAAGCUGUUUUUUGUCAAACUUUCACCAUGAGCGAUGACACAGAUGAAGACUUCAUUGACAGUAACUACAUUUGGCAACGGCGCAUUUGGAGAGUACUGAAAAACAGACAGGUUUCAUCUGUGUUUCCAUAUGCGACCGCCAUCGGAAUAGAGUUCAACCCUGCCUUCGAACGAGCCCAGAAAAUCCCAGUGGACCUCGUAAACAAUGGCGCCAUCUUGGACAUGCACAGCUUUGUCAAAUCUGUCAACAAGUCACCCUGUUACCAUUUGUUUGAUAUUUUGCAGUUUCAUUUUGAUAUCAGGUUGAGUCCAGACAGUCCAGAAUGUGGCAACUUUGCUAAUAAAGUUUAUUCUACGGCCAAAUUUUUUUACAGCCAACUCCGCGGUCGUCUGAAACUCUAUGAAAAAUUGCAAGAGGUUUUUGUUCUACCGAAAGUUACACCAGAAAACAGAGACUUACCAUCUGAAAAUACACAAAAUAUGCAGUUUUAUGAUGACCGAAAAGGUGAUCCAAUUUUCAUGAAAAAGGGCCCUGGGUACAUCUAUAAGCUAAGCAUGAGCAACUACCCUCUGUGUAAAAAGCUUGGAAUUACAUUUGUUCUACGGCCCUCGAACACACCAGAGCAAAAACUCAGCACGAAGCUCCUAACCCUGGGAAUGAUUCUGGAAAUGCUGGAUUUUGUGGAGUCCCUGGGUGGGCGUUACCUUCAAAUGCUCAAGGAACUGAUUUUGCACAAUUUUGGAGAAGUUUUUGAGCCGUGCUACUUGAGCUUGCAGGUGAGGACUGUUUACGACAAAAAACUAGCCACGCCACUUGUCAAUCGCGAGGCAUUUUUUGAGGAAACCUUUCAGUUCAUGCUGAGAAAACAUACCAUGAAGAGAACAAUCGACUUGGACAGCGAAAUCGAGGUUGUUCCUGAAAAACGAAGGUCCACUGUGACGCAUUUGAGCAGUGAUUUCUUGUGGGAUGAAAAACCAGCAGAGGGAGAGUCGUCCUACAUGUGCCCAGUAGAUUUUGACGCAGAUUUAGAGACAAAUGUUGAUUCAGAAGACAUAAAAAUCGAAGACACGGUAGUAGAUGUAGAGACAGUUUUCCCAGAAUCCGAAAUAUUAGAGAAAGAAGAUCCAACUUACCACUACAGCGUUCGCAACAAACGUCCACGUAAAAUUGUCCCGGAGUUGCCGAUUCUCGAUUUAUUCUGUGAUGAUACUUUGCCGAUGUCUCAGAAGUCAGUGAAGCAAAAAGAGUGGACUAUACGAUCAAACAGGAUCAUAGAAAUACUUCGUAAAGGAACUGAGAGCAAUUUAAUGUUUUGUCGCAGUAGAGAAAUUGGAUUGGAUUUUAACGUAGCAUCUGGGCGUGCAAAACAUCUAGACAAGCAGCUGCUGACCAACCACACGCUCUACGAAGUCCACAAGUUCUGCUCACACUUAUCGCGUGGUUUGGUCCACUUCCUGUUAAACAUCAUUGAAAGUAACUUUAACUUCCAGUUUCAAGACAGCUUCCAGUCAUAUCUUUUCAGCAGAGAGAAGUGUAUUUUAAACCAAGUGCACAUCGAACCAUUUAUGAGCAUGCCCAUUCAAUUUCCAGAGAUUUACAUUUCCGAGGAAGUGACUGCGGAAUUCCAAAAUGAAAAAAUGUCAGAUAAUUCCCCAGAUGAGGAUUUGUCCGAGGAGUUUCCAUAUUGUAAGAAAAUUGGACUAAAUCUUUGGUCGAGAAAAGGCCGUUUGCCCGGGAGAAUGCUGCACCUGAACACUCUGACUAACGGAGCGUUGCUGGAAAUUUUCAGUUUCUCCCGACGUCUUUGCAGCAAACCCCAAGAUCUAAUGCACGAUGUUUUGGAACAUAACUUUGACAUGAAGUUACAAAAUUCGGCAUCUGAGGAAGCGAAAGGCCUCAGUAGAUGGUUAAAUGGGAACAAAUUCAUUAUCAAGAAGCCAUUUUGUUUGAUUAAAACAAACCACUGGCUGAUUGAAGUUGUGAAUUUAAAGAAUUAUGGUGCAGUAAUAGAUAAACAUUCAAAUUUGGAAGAAGCAUCUCCUUUACCGAUGCAAACAGCAAAAAAAUGCACGUAUGGAAUAUGCAAAGAAAUCGGUCUGGAUUUGAACUUGAGCUGCAAAUCUGCGACGAAACAAAAGCUGGACCUGAAGCUGUUGACGAGGGGAGCGCUUUUCGAGGUGCACCACUUUGUCAAAACCAAGUGUAACCGCUAUGUGCCAGCUCUAUACGAAAUCUUGGACUAUAACUUUGAUUUGAGUUCACAGACACAUCGCAGAGUGGAGUUUGCGUGGUCGGUGGCGGCACAGGUGCUAGCCAUGGUGCGUAAAAGCGCGAGGAGAGGGGACUACAUGAACCGCGUGUUUGAGUUACCAUUCGAGGCAGCGGAAGGAGAGAUCUGCAAAGAGGAAGAGGAGAAGAGGGAGAUCGAGGCGCCAGACGAGUGCAGUGAUGAUGUCAUAUUUGUUCAGAAAUUUAUACCGGUGGAUAUCGACGUGGACAUAGAAUAAACUAGACCUGGAUUGAAAUCGGACUAGACCAGGACUGAAAUGUGACUAAAUAAUAAAAUGUGUAAUUGUGGUUUCAGUUGUGAGCCGAAUUAUUAUUUUGUCAUAAUGAAGUAGCCCUGAGCCAGAUAUAACCAGGACUGAUUAUAGAUUUACCAGGUCUAGUCCCAAAUUGGUCCUUGUUAAAAGUUUUAAGACCAGUCUAUGGUGUGGAUCUAGUAGCAAAUGGUUCAGUUCUUCUCGGUGACAUAAGAAUUUUCUUUAGUCCUGGUUCAGACCUGGUUUAGAUCUUGGUUUAAAGUUGUCUCGUUCAGUCAUGUAGCUCGGUGGCACUUGCUGUUUUUGUUUUCUGUAAAACAGAUUUAUUUAAUUAUUGAUUAAACUUAAAAUGAUAAUUCGUGCUGCUUGUGCCAAAUCAAGGACAAUUUUUGACUCUGUAAAUUAUGAAUCAAAUCUGCAAUUUUUGACAUUUAUUUAAAAAAAAAAAAAAAAAAAGCAAAUUACUAUCAGAUGGAGAAUGUUGCAAUAUAUUUAGUUUGUUUCAGUGUUGAUAAUGUGAUGUUUUGUGCAGCCAACACACAUUCAGAGGUACGUGUUACAUUUACUUGAGUAACUUUUUAAAGGAAUUGUAGCAGCAUACUUUUACUUGUACUGAAAUUAUUACUCAAGUAAUCUUAAGAUGUGGUUGGUCUUAAGUAGUAACUCAAAGUCUACAAGUAGCAUGGUAAGGUGGGCAUUGGCCCGCUGCAGUUUGUGCCAAUAAUCCUAUAAAGUACAGCCACUGCCUUGGUUUCCAGCUUUAAAUGGUGUUGCCUUACUGGCGAGACACAAGCUUUAGAAUGGCUUAUAACAUGAGACCAAUUAAAUGAUACUGAAUACAUUAUAUGCGCUAAAA